CAUACAUAUCCUUGUGGGGAAUAUUUAGGAAGUGUUACGUAAUCGGAGUAUUUGAUGUCAGCAUUUUAUAAUUUCAAGCCUUUCAGUACCUAAGCCAGCGGGCGCAUCGCGAGAAUUACCUCCUUAGGUACCUAAACUACACUAUUUCGCGAAAACGCAAUAGGUUAACCUCGAUGACAAUCUUUGCUCUACACUCUCGUUACAUGUACCUAGUCACAAUAUAUUCUCUAGCCGAGCCCGCCGACCAAACGACCAAACAGCCAAACGAUCAAACAAUCAAACAACACCUCAGCCGAACGUCUCACCCGUAGCCCUCCCACUAGCAAACGCUUCCCGACACAGCGCAAUGUUCUGUCUCCGAAGUUGGCUCCCUCUCCUCUUCAUCCCAACAAAUGCCUCUCCUGCCUUCAUCUUCCUUUUCUUCGUCUGCACGUACUUUUUAAACCGACCCUGCGUUUACUGUUCCGUCCUUCUCCUUAUACUCUUCGUGACCUCGUGUUAUUGGUCAGAUCGGUGUUUCUUCGAUUUCAGCAGCAAUUGGUUCGCCCCGCGACUCUCAACAUCAUCAUGUCCGGUCAACGGGACCACGAUAUCCGAACCUAUGGUUGACAGUUUUAACGCCACCGCUGUUGAAAUGCUGAAUUCUACAGCCAGUGCACUUGCAAGUGCUGCAGCCGACGAGUUAGCCAAGAAGAAAGAAGAAUGGACAGGACUCGGCAUAGAAUGGCUCCGGAGCCUUCUAGGACGCCGGGAGUGGAGGAUCGAAUGCAUGGACCUAUACAUUCGGCUAUAAUCGUAUGUUACACGUCAAGUAUGAUAUGAUAUAUGAUAUCAGCUAUGGCCUUGAACAUCCCAAGCCCUGGGGUUGUACAAACACAAUGAGUAUAGAUAUGAAUGUAUAAAUGCAUGGCACUGGCUCGUAUGGUCACAUCGCAUCACAUCACAUCAGCAUCUAGAUGAGGGCAGUACGCAUUUCGAAGAGCCGAAGAGAUACCAUAGAUGUGGCAUAGAAUAAUAGGCAUCGAGCCACGCGAGAAUCCUUGACAGAAGUAUACGCAAAUAUUAAUACAAAGAAAACACUCUCAAAACAAGGGAUAUAUU
Messenger RNA from Daldinia decipiens, 1101 nucleotides. RefSeq names its product bladder cancer-related protein BC10-domain-containing protein. The record is from RefSeq and is a predicted model, not a curated record. Lineage: Eukaryota; Fungi; Ascomycota; Sordariomycetes; Xylariales; Hypoxylaceae. The transcript has 4 exons. The coding region runs from base 347 to 793 and encodes 148 amino acids.